AGGUAAAUAUAAUAAUAUAUUUUAGAUUACAAUAUGUAUGUAUGUCUUUAUAAGAUAGAGAUACGAUAAUGAAUGCUCACACUCUAGGAAUCAAAUUAAAUUUAUAAUAGGAAAUUCAAAAUGAAACAACUACAAUAGAGUUAAAUGAAAUAGAAGAUCCUGUUAUAUUAAGAGGAUCUGACAUGGAUUUGUUAAGCUAACCAACAGGACCAAUAUUUUUAGGAGAAUGCAAAAUUGCAUUUUAUAAGAGAAAUAGGGGAUAGAAUAUGAAUAAGAAGUUUUAGUUGAUUUGA
This is a messenger RNA of Paramecium pentaurelia, 293 nucleotides long. NCBI's taxonomy places the organism in Eukaryota, Ciliophora, Oligohymenophorea, Peniculida, Parameciidae. The record is from the annotation of a GenBank genome assembly.